CUGCAGGGUUUGGAUUUCAGAGUUGGGAGAGCGAUUUUGGCACUGACACGAAGAGGACGGUCAUCUAUCCCCCUAAAACGCCAUCCCUGCCUUUUUCCUUUUUACAUGCAUGUCAGUUUAUACCAUCUACUGAGAAACAAUAAGGCAUUACAGGCUGCGGGAUGUACACGGCCGGGCUCAACCCGUUUUACGCGUCAAAUUUUAGCCUCUGGUCGGCGUACUGCGCAGGGGGCUUCGCUGUGGAUACCAUGAAGAAACCGUCCUUUUGCAUCGCAGACAUUUUGCAGGCUGGAGAUGCGGAGAACAUCCCGGGAUCCUCUGCCCUCAUGCUGCACAUGGGACACCACCACCACCGGGCGCAGCACGGCAGCUCGCCGCUGCGCCCCUCUCCGGUUGGGCCGGAGCCGUCCGUGUACGGAGCGAGGGUGAGUCCGGGCUCCCCUUACCACAGACACGGACUACAGCUCACAUCAGUCUCCAGGACUCCCUUCAACUCCCAGCAAUCUCCCCCGCCUUCAAGCAAAGACCUCAAAUUCGGAAUUGAUCGGAUAUUGUCGACAGAUUUUGACCAUAAAGGCAGAGAAAAGUCUUCAUUAAGAGAUCUCACAUCCAUCGUUAGCUCGAACCGUCAGUCAGGGAUCCAGAUCCCCAUUCAGCCUGCGGCCAGCCAGUACUUCUCCUGCAUAGACCCCGGGAUGAGCGACGCGUCCUCCAUGAUGAGUUCACUAGGCAGCAGCAGCAGCAGGCAUUCAGGCCAGCAUCAGUUUCAGGACACCUUCCCAGGUCCGUAUGCUGUCCUCACCAAAGACACGAUGCCACAGACCUACAAGAGGAAGAGGUCGUGGUCCAGAGCAGUGUUUUCUAACCUGCAGAGGAAAGGACUGGAGAAGAGAUUUGAGAUUCAGAAAUAUGUCACCAAGCCGGACAGAAAACAGCUGGCGGCGAUGCUCGGGCUGACAGACGCUCAGGUGAAGGUGUGGUUCCAGAACAGGCGCAUGAAGUGGCGGCACUCCAAAGAGGCGCAGGCCCAGAAGGACAAGGACAAGGAGCAGCCGGAGAAGAGCAGCUCGGAGCCGGGCAGGGAGCCCCGAGAGCCGGCGGAGGAGGAGUCCGAGUGCGAGAGCGAGGGCCGGAGCGAGUGUGAAUCCGAGGAGGCUCCGGAGGAGGAACACUCUGACGGACAUUUGGACAUUUCUGAGCAAACAAACAAAACCAGCGUCAUCAUGAGCGGCAUCGGGCCGGCCAGCAGCUCCGAGGCGGCGGCAGACCCGGAGGCCGCUGCGUCACUCAUAUGAACCUCUAGAUAUAUGUACUAUAAGUUUAUUUUUUAUUAUUUUGACAGAAGAACGACAGUAAUGUUAAAACGCAUGUGGACGGUUAAUUCGGUAGGGCAUCUGCAACGUAAAGACAGGCCUGUAUGCGUCUAAUUCCUGGGAACAAGUGGAGCAACACUCGUUUAUUUGUUCAAAAUGACAUGUUAUUUUAACCCAGACACAAGGAAUAUAGCCCAAAUUAUUUUGUUUAUUGUAUUAUAUUCCGUUUAUUUGUUUCUGCUUCCUUUUGAGGCUCUUAAAUUAAAAUAUCAAGCUAUUUUUAUUUUUUUUAAAUCAGACCUCCCCCAGGUAUUUCCUUACUGUCGUUUUCCUCUCAAGAGCUUUGGUGUGCAUCAUGUUUUUCCUCAUCUGGAGGAAAUAAUGCGGUUGUGAAUUUGAUUUGUUAGGUUAUGAACCACUCGUUUUACGUGAUAAAUGAAAUCUCAGAAAAUCACAGAAGUGUUCAUGUAUUAUUUGGUUUGUCUGGAUAUAUGGUUGUGCUAUUUGUUAAUAAUAAUUUGCACUGAAAAUAUUGUAAAUAAAAUGUUUCUUACUUUGAAAA
Messenger RNA from Trematomus bernacchii (emerald rockcod), 1875 nucleotides. RefSeq names its product H2.0-like homeo box 1 (Drosophila) (gene hlx1). The coding region runs from base 162 to 1295 and encodes 377 amino acids. Lineage: Eukaryota; Metazoa; Chordata; Actinopteri; Perciformes; Nototheniidae. Gene Ontology annotation, molecular function: sequence-specific DNA binding; DNA-binding transcription factor activity, RNA polymerase II-specific. The transcript has 4 exons. The record is from RefSeq and is a predicted model, not a curated record. Gene Ontology annotation, biological process: regulation of DNA-templated transcription.